CCCGGGGCCGACUCCGCCGCGGACCCCUCCCCUGGGCCUGGGUCGCUGGUCGUCUUGUUCGGAGCCACGGCCGGUGCGCUGGGGCCGGACCUGGGCUCCGACGAGACAGACUUAAUUCUCCUAGUCUGGCAAGUGGUGGAGCCGCGGAGCUGCCAGGUGGGGACGCUGCACAAGUCGCUGGUUCGCGCCGAGGCGGCCGCACUGACUCCGCAGUGCCGCGAGGCGAGUGGCCUGAGCGCCGACAGCCUGGCGCGGGCAGAACCGCUGGACAAGGUGCUGCAGCAGUUCUCACAGCUGGUGAGCGGGGAUGUGGCCCUGCUGGGCGGUGGCUCCUAUGUGCUCUGCACUGAUGGGCAACAGCUGUUGCGACAAGUCCUGCACCCUGAGGCCUCCAGGAAGAACCUGGUGCUCCCGGACAGCUUCUUCUCCUUCUACGACCUCCGCAGAGAGUUCCAUAUGCAGCACCUGAGCACCUGCCCUGCCAGGGACCUCACCGUGGCCACCAUGGCACAGGGUUUAGGACUGGAGACAGAUGCCACAGAGGAUGACUUUGGAGUCUGGGAAGUGAAGACAAUGGUAGCUGUCAUCCUUCACCUGCUCAAAGGGCCCAGCAGUCAAUUAUUUUUGAAGCCUGAGGUGAUAAAGCAGAAAUAUGAGACGGGGCCUUGCAGCAAGGCUGAUGUGGUGGACAGUGAGACUGUGGUACGGGCUCGUGGAUUGCCCUGGCAAUCAUCAGACCAGGACGUGGCUCGCUUCUUCAAAGGGCUCAACAUUGCCAGGGGUGGUGUAGCACUCUGCCUCAAUGCUCAGGGCCGCAGAAAUGGCGAGGCCCUCAUCCGCUUUGUGGACAGCGAGCAGCGGGACCUAGCACUGCAGAGACACAAGCACCACAUGGGCAUCCGCUACAUUGAGGUAUAUAAAGCGACAGGGGAAGAGUUUGUAAAGAUCGCAGGGGGCACAUCACUAGAGGUGGCUCGAUUCCUGUCACAGGAAGACCAAGUAAUCCUGCGGCUGCGGGGACUGCCCUUCUCAGCUGGGCCAACAGACGUGUUAAGCUUUCUGGGGCCAGAAUGCCCAGUGACGGGGGAUGCUGACGGGCUGCUCUUUGUGCGCCACCCCGAUGGCCGGCCAACCGGUGAUGCCUUUGCUCUCUUUGCCUGUGAGGAGCUGGCACAGGCUGCACUACGCAGGCACAAGGGCAUGCUGGGUAAACGAUACAUUGAACUCUUCCGUAGCACGGCAGCUGAAGUGCAGCAGGUCCUGAAUCGCUAUGCAUCCAGCCCACUCCUUCCCACACUGUCUGCCCCACUGCUGCCCAUCCCCUUCCCACUGGCAGCUGGGACUGGGAGGGAUUGUGUACGCCUUCGAGGCCUGCCCUACACAGCCACCAUUGAAGACAUCCUGAGCUUUCUGGGGGAGGCAGCAGCUGACAUUCGGCCCCACGGUGUACACAUGGUGCUCAACCAGCAGGGCCGGCCAUCGGGCGAUGCCUUUAUCCAGAUGACAUCAGCAGAGCGGGCCCUAGCUGCUGCUCAGCGUUGCCAUAAGAAGGUGAUGAAGGAACGCUACGUGGAGGUGGUCCCCUGUUCCACAGAGGAAAUGAGCCGUGUGCUGAUGGGGGGCACGUUGGGCCGCAGUGGCAUGUCCCCUCCGCCCUGCAAGCUGCCCUGUCUCUCACCACCUACCUACGCCACCUUCCAGGCCACCCCAACACUUAUUCCCACUGAGACGGCAGCUCUAUACCCCUCUUCAGCACUGCUCCCAGCUGCCAGGGUGUCUGCUGCCCCCACCCCUGUUGCCUACUACCCAGGGCCAGCCACUCAACUCUACAUGAACUACACAGCCUACUACCCAAGUCCCCCAGUCUCCCCCACCACCGUGGGCUACCUCACCACACCCCCUGCUGCCCUGGCCUCUGCUCCCACCUCAGUGUUGUCCCAGCCAGGAACCCUGGUCCGCAUGCAGGGUGUCCCAUACACGGCUGGUAUGAAGGAUCUGCUCAGCGUCUUCCAGUCCUACCAGCUACCCCCUGAUGACUAUACCAGUCUGAUGCCUGUUGGUGACCCACCUCGCACGGUGUUACAAGCCCCCAAGGAGUGGGUGUGUUUGUAGGUGAGGAAGCCAGUGGGUAAGAGCUAGCUGAUGUCCUCAGCUAGCAUGCCUCUACUGUGUUGAGGAAUUGUGAACUCAACUGGUGACUUCUUUCUGGCUUGUCAAAGCUCUUAGAGGGCAUCUAGAAGAACCCAAGUCCCAGCUCCACCCUCCACUUAUUUCUCUGCCUGUUUACCCCAAAGACGAUGGUUGGGCCCUGCACGCAAGGCUGGGGUGGAAUGGGGUUAUCCUGUGCCUCAUAGCCCCUUGAGUGGCACAAGGAUAGCCCUUUGGACUGUUCUGGCUGUGGCCUGUGCCCACAGAUAUUGUGGGACUGACAGGUCCACAACAGGGUUGAUUUCUAAAAUGAAAGCUCUGGUACUGUCAGUGUAUGACUCCUGGGCGAAUCAAGGGUUCAUCUGUGCUUCUGAGUCAAGAUCCCAAUGUUCUACCUCUCCCUGUCCCUCUGGUGGGGGGCAGGGAGCCACAGAAAGCCAGCCCCCACCCUCAGGAUACUUGGACCUCAGAGACCAUGUUUUGCCAGGCGUGGUGGUCCCACCUAGGAUGCUAGCCCCUUCCAGUUGGGCACAAGGAAUAACAACAGAUGGCAAAACCAGAAGCUGUUUUGAUGGACUGUGCUGCAGUAUCCUCAGAAGACACUAGGGGGCAAGAGGCCCCCACACAAAAACUCAGGCUUGACCUUUUAAAGGAGACUUUCUGCCACCUUCUCAUGUAUGCCUUGGGAAGGCCAGUUGUCCUAUACAUACCACCAGACACCGUGGAAUGUCCAUUGCACCCAUUAAAGGUGCAGAACUGAAGCCUCCGAAGGAAUUUGGGACUCUUUUCUUCCAUAAAAUAAACCAAAGUUCCUGACCAAGUGGACUUUUUAAAAGCCGCAGUACCCUUAGCUUUGCCCCCAGAAUUGAGGGGCUCCACAGCAGCCCCAGGCGGAGGAAAACUCAGAGAUUAAGGAGACUGUUGACCUGUCACCGUUUAUUAUUUCAGCACUAUAACUGAGGAGCCUGAACUGCUGGCUCUUCCCUUUGUAUUUGUGUAUGGAGCACUGCACUCCUAUAAAAGGUUUUAAAAUACAAAAUGAACAAGAAAACACAAUAGCAAGUGCUGUAAACAUAACUGAGAAGCAGCUCCUUUACUAAACAUCCAUUUUAUAAAAUACAAGGUUUCAACUUGAGCCCAUCUGAGCCUUAAAGAUGUGUUUUGAAUAUCAAAAACAGCUUCACAGCCAGGCCCAGCAGAGGUCUGGUGACAGGGGCUGGCCCUGGGUGGGAGUGCGCCACAGGCAGCAGCACCACACAUGAACCCGAAGACAUCUUCCUUUUAAAGCUGUUUUCAACCAUGUUUCUCUGUGCAUCUCCAGUAGGCAGAAGGCUACUCAUUCCAUUCCUCAACCCAAGAUCUAACAUGGGUUGGAGAGGGAAAGGGUUCUUGCUAGCACAUGCCCAGUUGCUCAGUGCUGCUACUAGAAAUCAACUUGCAUAGUCCAGUGGACAUGUGCUUUUAACACCACUAUGUUGCACAAAAAUUUAAGUCUUCAUCUACAAAG
Molecule: messenger RNA, 3655 nt
Organism: Carlito syrichta (Philippine tarsier)
Lineage: Eukaryota; Metazoa; Chordata; Mammalia; Primates; Tarsiidae
Gene: ESRP2
Product: epithelial splicing regulatory protein 2
Exons: 15
Coding region: 457-2112 (551 amino acids)
Cellular component (GO): ribonucleoprotein complex
Molecular function (GO): RNA binding
Source: RefSeq, a predicted model, not a curated record